Aspergillus steynii IBT 23096 is the source of this 1791-nucleotide messenger RNA. RefSeq lists its product as uncharacterized. The transcript has 2 exons. The coding region runs from base 306 to 1640 and encodes 444 amino acids. The record is from RefSeq and is a predicted model, not a curated record. NCBI's taxonomy places the organism in Eukaryota, Fungi, Ascomycota, Eurotiomycetes, Eurotiales, Aspergillaceae.
UUUGCUUUGCUUUGACUUCUUUAACUACCUGGGGAUAGUGACUAUCCAGAGUCAUGCCAUGAUGAGCUUGCAUCUCUGAAUGAAUGUGAUUAUUAGAUUUAUUGGAUUUUAGAGACUUGGUUGGUAGUUUUAUGUGAAGGCAAAUACACAUCGCCAUUUCGAAACUCGACGCAGCUCAGAUUCAAUAAUACCCAGGAUCUACCACUGCGACCAGUAAACAUCACCUCGCAGAUCAAAUAUUACGCUCCGUCUUAUCUCCACCCCACAAAACAUCCAUCUCACCACAGGUUUCUCGUCCCGCAGCCAUGGACGACACCAUCUUGAACAAUGACCGCGACUACGCCAACAACUGGGAGCUCUACGCGAAUCCGAACGGAGGAGAACCGGGGGAAGUGCAUACCUCCUGGGAUCAAAUGGGUCAGCCGCAUCCGGUGACGAAUUACGGAUAUACCGAGCCCCAGCCGACGAAUACAUGGCAAUGGAGCGAUGCGGAUACUGCGACUGCUACGGAGUCUUGGAUGUCGCAGAUCACCAGUCAGAGCGAGAGUGAGACGUGGACUGCAUCUGCAGAUACAGCGACAGAUACAGCCAGUGCUACAGCUACAGACACAGAAACAGAAACAUCCUCUCCCAGCACCACAUCUACAUCUCAAACCUCAACAUCAACAGACACCACCACCUCCCAAACCUCCACAUCAACCCUAACCUCCUCCUCAUCAUCAUCAACAUCAACAUCAACAUCAACAUCCCUCCCCACCACAACCUCAUCCCCAUCCUCCUCAUCCUCCCUCCCCACCAAAACCAAACUCGCCAUCGCCCUCCCCAUCUCCCUCAUCGGUACCGCCCUCCUCCUCGCCCUCCUCCUCCUCUUUCUCCGCCGUCGCCGCCGCCGCUCCAAAACCACCCGCUCCGGCCCCUACAUGGACAUCCGAAACCCAUCCUCCUCGCGCAUCGUCCCCUCCCACGCCCACUCGCACUCCUUCUCGCAAGGCGAAAACGACAACCCAUGGGACUACCUCGGCCCGACAAGCGGAGCCUACGGACCGGGAACAUCGCAGACGAUGAUCACAGGCGGAGCCGCAGCCGCAGCAGCCACUGCAGGAACAGCAGCGGGGGCGAGAAGUAGUCGCGACACGUCCAGAAGUAGUGUCACGAGACAGCCGCAUCCUGAGAGGCCGGAGCUUUCGGUUCUGCAGACGGGGUCGGUGACCGGGUUGAAGGUCUUUCCGGAUCCGUUGCAUUCGCAUCCCACUUCGCCGGUUUCUCAGGCGGGAGCUGGAGCUGGAGCUCGGGGAGAGGGAGAUGGAGAAGGGAGUGGGAUUGGGCUGGCGCGGACGACGCAGGAGUAUGACCGUGACCGUGACCGUGACUGCGACAGUGGCCGUGGGGAUGGACAUGGGCAUGGGCAGAGUCUGGACAUCGAAAGGUCCCGCUCGCCAUUCGAUCAUCCGCUGGACGAUGCGGUGUCUGAGAUCUCGAGGAUGAGUAGUGGGCGACGACGGGUGGUGCGUGGACAGGGGCAUUAUUAUCGGAAUGUCGAUGGGGAUGAGUAUGACGGGUCGUCUGUUUCGUCGGUGAGUGACGAUGAGGAUGAGGAUCAGCGUUAUCGUCCUGGUCAGCGGGCUUUGAGGAGGGACUGAGGUCUUUGGUUUGGAUUGAUUUUUGGAUUGAUUUGGAGUUGGAGUUUGUUGGACAGUGCUGGUGCUCACUGCUGGUAUUCCUGGGUUUUCUGGUUUAGCUGGUUAUUUUAUUUGGUUCUUAGGACUAGGAUUAUGGUAAUGUUUAGGAAUG